Theileria parva strain Muguga is the source of this 514-nucleotide messenger RNA. RefSeq lists its product as uncharacterized. The record is from RefSeq and is a predicted model, not a curated record. The coding region runs from base 1 to 357 and encodes 118 amino acids. The transcript is spliced from 4 exons. NCBI's taxonomy places the organism in Eukaryota, Apicomplexa, Aconoidasida, Piroplasmida, Theileriidae.
AUGCCUAAGUAUAAUAUUUUUCCAAAGUUACCAUUUCUAUCGUAUAUUGAUAAGAUUCAUAUUCGGUACAUGCCUGGCUCUCCUCAUGAUGACACAUGUCGGAAACUCAUGCUAAACUUGCUGAAUCCUUCAACUUCUAAACGUUUUCCUAAUCUCCAAUAUACAUAUGAAUUAUUAAACUAUAAUGAGAGGCCUGAGAUUUUCAUUACCAUAAGACCUAACACAUCUUUGAGGUUUUAUGCUGACUCAUAUAACUUAGAAGAUAUUCAUAAAGAAAUUGAUGUAUAUCAAUAUGAUGCACAUAUAAAAUAUACUAAGCACAGAUCACUCGAAACAAAUUAUGAAGAUGAAGAUUAAUUUUAUUACUUUUGAAAACGGAAUUUUAAAUUUUAAUGUGUAGCUAUUUCUUCAACAAUUGUUCCGAUUAUUACUAGGACAGGCAAAUUUGUAUUAUUAGAGUCUAACUUUGGGUCUUCCACUGUAAUAAUAUUAUGUUUGAAUAUUCCAACCUUUA